Messenger RNA from Colletotrichum truncatum, 558 nucleotides. RefSeq lists its product as uncharacterized. NCBI's taxonomy places the organism in Eukaryota, Fungi, Ascomycota, Sordariomycetes, Glomerellales, Glomerellaceae. The record is from RefSeq and is a predicted model, not a curated record.
AUGGCAGCUCCCGACUCCAAGACAAUCCGUGACCUCACUGGGACUUGGAUCGUGAAUCGAUCACUCUCAAAUGACUUGAGUGACACAUUAGCCAUGCAAGGACUCAGUUGGAUUACCAGAAAGGUUCUCACCACUGGAGGCAUCAAGCUUGUUAUUAAUCAAAGCCCCUUGUUGCUAGAGAAAGCUGGAAGUUCACCAGUUUCCACUCUCCAUCAAGAGCAAACUGUGACACCUGGAAACUUCAAAAGUGAGGAUGUUUACGUGCUGGAUGGUGUAGAACGCGAUCAGAAAACGCAGGUCUUUGGCGCAUUGGUUACAAACGUCAAGUUUGUGCCAAUAGAUGAGGCAAGGGACGAUAACGUGAGCCAGAGGCUGCGUGAAUCCGGUGUGACUGAGGUCAUUGAAGAAUUCAGCAGCAGUAAGAAGGCAGGCUGGUCGACUCUUACUACGUGGGCUCUAGAAGAGGUCGACUCCCAGAGACGCUUUACUCAGUCAAGCACCACUGAGAAGAACGGUAAGAGCGUCACAGUCCGUUUGGUUUACGAUUAUUCUGGGUAA